Linnemannia hyalina is the source of this 396-nucleotide messenger RNA. The record is from the annotation of a GenBank genome assembly. Lineage: Eukaryota; Fungi; Mortierellomycota; Mortierellomycetes; Mortierellales; Mortierellaceae.
AUGUUGGCCCCACCUGUUAUGGCUAUUGGUGGUGGCUUCUUGAUGGCCCGCCAAGAAUUUGGUCCCGGUCCCGGUCCCGGUCCCGCCUACGACUACCCUCGCUUCUUGUGUGCCGAUCCUCGUUAUAACCACCCCGGUUCUCAUGGUUGCUUGAGCCUCUGCUUCUCCGAUGCUUGUCUUCAUGGCCAAUUCUGUAUCGAUCUUCCUCACGGCUACUUGAGUCUCUAUCUCUUCGGUGUCGGUCAUCGCGGUGACUCCUGUAUCGGUUCUCGUGGCUUCCUCGAUCUUCAGGACUUCUUGAGACCCGAGACUCCCUCCGAUGGUCAUUCUGUCCAUCUUUGUCCCCGCGGUGUGAACGAAACGUGGACUGUGCGUGGGUGGUCGCCUGGGGGUUAA